AUGUCGAAAGUGACUGCAUCCGAUGUUAAUGAGAAUAAUACGAAGGAAAAUCAACAGAACGACACUGUUGUGUUGAAUCACAAUGAUGUAUCGUUGGAACACCCACUAGAAAAUACUCAAGUUAACGAAAAUGAAGACAACGAUGAAGGAACAAGAGAAAAAUGGUCCGGCAAAAUGGAUUUCAUUCUUUCGUGCGUUGGAUUUGCUGUUGGUCUUGGCAAUGUCUGGAGAUUUCCAUAUCUCUGCUACAAAAAUGGAGGAGGUGCGUUUCUUAUACCGUAUCUUAUGUUCUGGGCAUUUGCUGGAAUUCCGCUAUUUUUCCUUGAAGUCUCGAUUGGCCAGUUUCUCAACAUCGGCGGACUCGGAAUAUGGAAAUUGUGCCCUGUGUUCAAAGGUGUUGGGUAUGCAGCAGUUAUCAUAUCCGGUUUGUUGGACAUAUACUACAUUAUUAUCAUCGCCUGGACUCUAUAUUACUUGUUUGCCUCGUUCGCAAGCAAGCUGCCAUGGGAGACGUGCUCUCACCCGUGGAACACCAUCUACUGUGUCAGUGUAUUGACCAACCAGUCCACGCACAGUGCUGCCGAACAAAUUGUAUCUGAUAAUGGCACUUAUCAAAUCGCCGCGACACUUUCGUCUGUUAAUGCAACGACUGAAUUUUACAUCAACGAAUCGUUGAAGGUUUCUCCAGUUGAAGAGUUUUGGAGGCGUGGUGUAUUGAAGAUAACGGAUGGCAUCCACGAAUCAGGGACUGUUAGAUGGGAACUUGCUCUGUGUCUUCUCCUUGCCUGGUGUCUAACAUAUUUCUGUAUUUGGAAAGGAGUAAAACAAACUGGAAAGGUUGUCUACUUCACUGCGACAUUCCCGUAUUUUGUCUUAUUUGUCCUUCUUAUCCGCGGUGCCACGCUGCCUGGGUCUCUCAAUGGAGUUAUAUUCUACAUAACGCCACAAUGGGAACAGCUGCUCAAGCCGCAGGUCUGGAUCGACGCGGGGACACAGAUAUUUUUCUCAUUUGGUAUUGGUCUUGGAUCGCUUGUAGCACUGGGUAGCUACAAUCCAUAUCAUAAUAAUUGCUACAGGGACUCAUUGAUCGUGGGAUGUGUGAAUAGCGCCACUAGUCUCUUGGCCGGUUUCGUUUUGUUUGCCGUGAUUGGGUUUAUGGCGCAUGACCAAGAUAAAGAGGUAAAGGAUGUGGUUGAUCAGGGACCUGGACUGGCUUUUAUGGCAUAUCCAUCCGCUGUAGUAAAGUUACCAAUAUCUCCACUAUGGUCGAUACUGUUUUUCUCUAUGCUUCUUAUGUUAGGACUCGAUAGUCAGUUUUGCACAAUGGAAGGAUUCAUAACGGCACUGGUUGACGAAUAUCCCAAAGUGUUACGAAAACAUCGAGCAUUGUUCAUCCUAGCAUGCGCCGCAGUGUCAUAUUUAUUGGGACUGGCGUGCAUUACAGAGGGCGGUAUGUACUUCUUUCAAUUGAUGGACUACUAUUCCGCUAGCGGCAUCAGUUUGCUAUUUCUGGUAUUCUUUGAAACCAUCGCCAUAUCAUGGGCAUUUGGUGUCCGACGUUUCUACGAUGCCAUCGAAGACAUGAUAGGAUUCAGACCUAAUUACUUUUGGAUGAUAUGUUGGACUUUCAUAACCCCGACUCUCGUAUUAGGUGUAUUUUUAUUUUCAUUCAUAAAAUAUGAGAGGGUUACGUAUGGUGACGAUUACACUUAUCCUAUAUGGGGUGAGUUUAUUGGCUGGCUGUUAGCGCUAUCGUCGAUGGUAUGGAUACCCGGAUAUGCAAUCUACAAAAUAGCAAUCACGCCGGGAACGCUUCGAGAGCGGCUUCGAAUCGUCACAUCACCGGAAAUACCUAUUGUUUUCAGAAGCAAUGAAUCAUCCGGCCACUUGAACAUGGUUCCUAUGACAACUGUUACUAUCAUGAGUGCAAGUAGGCCUCCUUCUUACGACACUAUAAAACAAGACGAAAAUAAUCGAGUUGUCCUGUAA
Molecule: messenger RNA, 1989 nt
Organism: Saccoglossus kowalevskii
Lineage: Eukaryota; Metazoa; Hemichordata; Enteropneusta; Harrimaniidae
Product: sodium- and chloride-dependent GABA transporter 1-like
Biological process (GO): nitrogen compound transport; amino acid transport; sodium ion transmembrane transport
Cellular component (GO): plasma membrane
Source: RefSeq, a predicted model, not a curated record